Messenger RNA from Colletotrichum godetiae, 550 nucleotides. RefSeq lists its product as uncharacterized. The transcript has 2 exons. The record is from RefSeq and is a predicted model, not a curated record. NCBI's taxonomy places the organism in Eukaryota, Fungi, Ascomycota, Sordariomycetes, Glomerellales, Glomerellaceae. The coding region runs from base 132 to 383 and encodes 83 amino acids.
GAGAAAAGAGACUGGAGUCUGAGAGUAUGUCAAACGUGACCGCCUCAAUCCCCUAUUCCACCACACCGAUCAUAUUGCCUUGCACAUUCUUUUCACCAUGUCUGACCCCAUGAACUUCGGCGACAUGUCCAAUGAUGAGAUCCUUCAACUUCUGGCAUACACUAAUGCUUCACCUCCUCUGGAAGCCAGCAAGCAGAGCCCAAGCCAGGACUACCUCGGUUACACUAGCCUCGCAUCGUUUCCUUCAAACAACACAAUGGAUUACCCUUCCACGGCUAUUCAGCAAUCCUCGAACAAGGCUAACACAUGGAACGGCUACGCGGCCAACCCUUCUGGGUAUGCAUCAGCCUCCGUCGACCCGACAGAGAAACGAAACAUCAUAACGAGUCUCGACCGUAUCGAGGCGGUCAUGGAGUGGAUUCACGAAAGCCAGAACAGACAAGAUGCGCGUCUCGCAAAGCUGGAAGACAAAGUCGACCAAAUCAAGGAGGAGCUGGCCGAGAUAAACCAGUAUUUGACGGACCAGGCGAUGAACUGCAGCCGCUGCGAC